Messenger RNA from Bufo gargarizans (Asiatic toad), 1717 nucleotides. RefSeq lists its product as uncharacterized. Gene Ontology annotation, biological process: nucleosome assembly. The record is from RefSeq and is a predicted model, not a curated record. Gene Ontology annotation, cellular component: nucleosome. NCBI's taxonomy places the organism in Eukaryota, Metazoa, Chordata, Amphibia, Anura, Bufonidae. Bases 120 to 1160 code for a protein of 346 amino acids. Gene Ontology annotation, molecular function: DNA binding; protein heterodimerization activity; structural constituent of chromatin. The transcript is spliced from 3 exons.
AACAGCCCCGCCCCCAGAUAUGCGACCUCUCCGUGCAGUUCUCCUCCAGGUCCGCCCAUGCUCCAUAUAAAGGAGGGCUCUGGGCUGAGCAGUCACUGCUUUCUGCUCACACCUAGAAGAUGUCUGGUCGCGGUAAAGGAGGGAAAGGGCUCGGGAAAGGCGGCGCCAAGCGGCACAGGAAGGUGCUCCGCGAUAACAUCCAGGGCAUCACCAAGCCUGCCAUCCGCCGUCUAGCUCGCAGGGGAGGCGUCAAGCGCAUCUCCGGCCUCAUCUAUGAGGAGACCCGCGGGGUGCUGAAAGUCUUCCUGGAGAACGUCAUCCGGGACGCCGUCACCUACACCGAGCACGCCAAGAGGAAGACCGUCACCGCCAUGGACGUGGUCUACGCGCUCAAGCGCCAGGGCCGCACUCUCUACGGCUUCGGGGACGGCGUGCUUGGCCAGCUCUCCGGGCAGCAGCAGGCGCACGGCGGUCUGGAUCUCCCGGGAGGUGAUGGUGGAGCGCUUGUUGUAGUGAGCCAGGCGGGAGGCUUCCCCUGCGAUGCGCUCGAAGAUGUCGUUGACGAAGGAGUUCAUGAUGCCCAUGGCCUUGGAGGAGAUGCCGGUGUCGGGGUGCACCUGCUUCAGCACCUUGUAGACGUAGAUGGCAUAGCUCUCCUUCCUGCUCUUCCUCCGCUUCUUGCCGUCCUUCUUCUGGACCUUGGUGACGGCUUUCUUGGAGCCCUUCUUGGGCGCUGGGGUGGACUUGGCUGGCUCGGGCAUGCUGGGAGCUCGGUUGUCACUGCUGCAGAGCGGAGAUCAGUAAUGAAGAGAAGCCCCGCGCAGCUCCUUUUAUUGCGGCCGCAGAAGAUGUCUGGUCGCGGUAAAGGAGGGAAAGGGCUCGGGAAAGGCGGCGCCAAGCGGCACAGGAAGGUGCUCCGCGAUAACAUCCAGGGCAUCACCAAGCCUGCCAUCCGCCGUCUAGCUCGCAGGGGAGGCGUCAAGCGCAUCUCCGGCCUCAUCUAUGAGGAGACCCGCGGGGUGCUGAAAGUCUUCCUGGAGAACGUCAUCCGGGACGCCGUCACCUACACCGAGCACGCCAAGAGGAAGACCGUCACCGCCAUGGACGUGGUCUACGCGCUCAAGCGCCAGGGCCGCACUCUCUACGGCUUCGGGGGUUAAUGCUGCCUCCGUCCUCACAACACAAAGGCUCUUCUCAGAGCCGCCCACAUCUUCCCGGGGAGAAGCUACAAUUCCAUCUGCGCUCAGCCACUGAGGGGUUAACACCGCCCGCACAUCAGGGGACGGGGAGCCGGACAAUUGUCCGAGAUCAGCGGCGCCCUGUGCUCAGUACAACCGGAGGUCUACAAUACAGAAAGCCCCAGUAAUGUAAAUCCCGAGCCCCGGGUGUUCUCCACCGCUCCUGCCCCCGCAGCUACAAGACGAGCUGUGCUCGGAGACUGAGGGGUUAAUCCGUCCCGGAGCUGCAGAGACAAAGACGCCAAUGAGCGGCGCUGGUACGGGUCACAUGACCGGCUCCUCCUGUAGAUUAGCAGCUCGGCGGGAAAUUCAAAUGAGCCAAUGAGCGACGAGAUCCCGAGUUCUCCCAGGAAAUAGGAGCAGAGCUCUGGAGCCCCUCAGCCGUUAUGUGCCCAUAGGAGCGGAGCCUCGUCCUCCACUGAGCGGCAGCAGAGCUCAGCCUCCCCUCAGGGAGCGCCACACGGAGGAUGAUAGGAGUA